Messenger RNA from Paramisgurnus dabryanus, 2036 nucleotides. RefSeq names its product eukaryotic translation initiation factor 2A (gene eif2a). Gene Ontology annotation, molecular function: tRNA binding; protein binding; translation initiation factor activity. The record is from RefSeq and is a predicted model, not a curated record. Lineage: Eukaryota; Metazoa; Chordata; Actinopteri; Cypriniformes; Cobitidae. Gene Ontology annotation, cellular component: cytosolic small ribosomal subunit. Gene Ontology annotation, biological process: translational initiation.
UGGAGUUGUGUGACGUGCCACGUCGUCGUACUUCCUUUUCAAAAUGGCGCCCCCCAUUCCUCAUUUGGCAGUCCGCGGGUCUGAUGGCACUUCACUGUUGUGUGGACCUCCGAGCUGUCAUGAAAGCUCUGCAUUCAAGAGGGAUGAGCUACAGGCCAAACAUAUGGUGUUCAGUAGUGAUGGCUCUCUGUUUGGAUGGUGCAAUGGCUCACAGGUCAAUGUGGUUAAAGUUCCCUCUGGCGAGUUGGUGAAGUCUUUCGAUCUGCCCAAAACAGCUGCAUUGGAAUUCUCACCUCUGAAUAACAUUUUGGCCACCUGGCAGCAAUAUACCAAAACGCAGGAUAAUCCUCAGGGAGAUGCAAACCUGCAGCUCUGGGAUUUGCAAACAGGAUCUCUUCUCAAAGCUUUCUAUCAGAAGAAGAUUACAGGAUGGUGUCCAAGCUGGGCAGAUGAUGAAAGUGUUGCUGCUCGAAUUGUCAAUAAUGAACUUCAUUUCUUUGAGAACAAUAAAUUUGAAACGAUUGCUAACAAACUUCACCUUCAGAAAGUGUCAGAAUUUGCUUUGUCUACUGGGUCUCAGCCAGCCAAGGUUGCCGUCUAUGUUCCUGGAAGCAAAGGUUCUCCCUCUUUUGUACGACUGUAUCAGUAUCCCAAUUUUGGUGGUCCAACUUCUGCUCUGGCCAACAAAAGCUUUUUUAAAGCAGAUAGAGUGAGCAUGCUAUGGAACAAUAAAGCCAAUGCAGUUUUAGUGACGGCCAGCACAGAGGUUGAUAAAACAGGAGCAUCUUAUUAUGGAGAACAGACGUUACAUUAUGUUGCUACCAAUGGAGAAAGUGCAGUAAUACAACUGCCAAAGAAUGGACCCAUAUAUGAUGUGUGUUGGAACCCCAACUCUACAGAGUUUUGCGUGGUUUAUGGUUUCAUGCCCGCCAAGGCCACUGUCUUUAACCACAAGUGUGAGUCUGUCUUUGACUUUGGCACGGGUCCCCGUAACGCAGCUUUCUACAGCCCGCAGGGCCAUAUUCUCAUUCUCGCCGGCUUUGGGAACUUGAGAGGCCAAAUGGAGGUUUGGGAUGUAAAGAAAUACAAACAGGUGUCUAAACCCCAGGCUGAAGAUACCACACAUUUCUUCUGGUGCCCUGACGGUGAGCAUAUAGUGACUGCGACCUGCUCUCCCAGACUCAGGGUCAGCAAUGGUUACAAGAUCUGGCACUACACCGGCACAGUGUUGUACAAGCACGAGACACCGUCAAAUAAAGAGCUUUGGCAAGUGUUAUGGCAACCCUUUCGGACCGGAACGUUCCCAGAGAAGCCGGUGAAAUAUCAAGCGUCGCCAAGUGAGCUGGGCACUACUGAAGCCAAACCUGCCCAAGCGUAUCGUCCACCUGCUCUCCGUAACAAACCUCCGACCGCCAGCUCCAAACUGCAUGAAGAAGAACCACCACAGAACAUGAAGCCUGGUGCUGCUGGAGAGAAGCAAAUGUCUAAAGCGGCUUUGAAAAACCAGAAAAAACGUGAAGCAAAGAAGGCAGCCAAACAGGAAAACAAGUCUGAUGAAGCCCCACCUCCAGAAGCAGACUCCGCCCCUGCCAUUCCUGCUCAUGUGACUUCAAGUCAUGGAGACCCUGAAACUGACAAAAAGAUCAAGAACUUAAAAAAGAAAAUCAAAGCCAUUGAUGAACUGAAGGAACAGCAAGCAGCUGGAAAAGUGAUGCAGAAAAACCAGCUUGAAAAGAUUGAGAAGGAGGCCCAGCUGUUGCAGGAGCUCGAAGACCUUGAAUUAGGACUUUAAACACACUUGACCAGUUUUUCAAAUCGGUCAUCAGUUUUCAAAUCUUACUUUAUCAUACUGUUAUUAUGUAUGUGAGAUGUUUUCAUAAACUACUCAUGUUCAUUAAAUAAGACCCCGUCCUACCCCUUUAUUAAUAUGCCCGAAAUAAUGAGAGCAAUAUUGCUAUGCAAGAUAACCUGCAGCACAACAGAGCGCCAAUGACGUCACGCGAUUACACAAAAAUAAAGAAGUGAUGAAAUUCAAA